Messenger RNA from Diabrotica balteata, 1317 nucleotides. The record is from the annotation of a GenBank genome assembly. NCBI's taxonomy places the organism in Eukaryota, Metazoa, Arthropoda, Insecta, Coleoptera, Chrysomelidae.
AUCAUAUAAUAACGUCUAUUCCGUUGCAAAAAUACUCACUUGCACCUGAUUAUUUAAAUAAACAUAGUUAUAGUGAAUAUGGAUAAUUAAUCUAUAAUUGAAAAUGUAGAGAUCUAUGUUAAAGAGAAUUUAAAUUAUUAACCUUGAAGUUUGAACCUAAAAGAAUUGAAAGAAUAGUGAAUUUUAUUUGUAAGAAUAGGAAAACAUAAAAAAUGACUGCCAAAGCUGCUCAAGCGAUAGUAUUAACAUUGGUUGGAUGUAUGCUAAACAAUGUUUUUCUUGAAUAUAUUAUCAAAUUAGACCCAGGAGCAGGACAUUUGAUAACAUUAUGCCAGUUCUUAUUUAUUGCUGUACAUGGACUCAUUUUUACCUCAAAGUUUGGAACAGUUAAGCCCAAAAUUCCAUUAAGUGGUUAUAUGACGUUAGUGGUAUUAUUCUUCACUACAAGUGUGGUGAACAACUGGGCAUUUGCUUUUAAUAUUCCUGUGCCAUUGCAUAUGAUCUUUAGAGCAGGUUCACUAAUUGCAAACAUGAUAAUGGGUAUUAUUGUUUUGAAGAAGAAAUACACACUAGAAAAAUAUAUAUCAGUACUUUUAAUUACCUUGGGUAUUAUCAUUUGCACCAUUUACUCAAGUACAGAGAAACCAAAGGUAUGUGCAGACUGCGAAUUAGGUGUAGAGACUCAUUCAGAUGCAGUAGCAGAUCAUUUCUUCUGGUGGAUCAUUGGAAUAAUCUUGCUAACAGGAGCUUUACUACUAUCAGCAGGAAUGGGUAUUUUCCAAGAGGGACUGUAUCAGAAAUAUGACAAACAUCCAGAAGAAGCGCUUUUCUACACACAUUUGUAUCCUCUGCCUGGAUUCCUCAUUUAUUCGUCAAGCCUGAUAGAACACAUCGACAUAGCAAAUAAAAGUGACCUGAUAAAUAUUCCUGUAGUGAAUUUUGCAGUACCAGUACUAUGGGCAUUGCUAUUUUUAAAUGUAGUCACUCAAUUUGUCUGUAUCAGCAAUGUGUAUGUCCUAACCUCAGAAUGCGCCUCCCUGACUGUAACAUUAGUAAUUACUCUAAGAAAAUUCUUUUCUUUAGUGUUUUCAAUUAUAUACUUCCAAAAUCCCUUUACCAUAGUUCACUGGAUUGGUACUAUUAUGGUAUUUACGGGUACUUUGAUGUUUUCGGAAACGCACCAUAAAAUUAAGAACUUGUUGGUUUCUCCUGACCAAGACAAAAUAAAAAAGAAGAAUUAAAAUUGGCAUUGUAAGAAAAUUAAAUUAAAUUUAUUGUUUUUUUUUUAUUUCGUAUAAUACAACUUAGAGAAAUGAG